AUGAGAUUUUCUACUAUUACUUUUUCCAUCUUUUCUAUUUUUGCCACUUAUGCAAUUGCAGCCCCUUUGACUGAUGCCUUUGCAAAUGCAGAUGCCAAUGCUGAACCUGGUUGGGGAAAGAAAAAAUCAAAAAAGCUACUUUUUGGACUUACUUGCUCUGAUGAAGAUUGGUAUUCUGGGGACUAUGGAUAUGGUGGUUACGGAGGAUUUGGCGGUUUCGGUGGUACUGGCGGUGUUGGAGGAUCUGGAGGAGCUGGAGGAGCCGGAGGAGCUGGUGGUUCCGGUGGCUCUGGUUCAGGUACCUCAUCUGAAAACACCAAUAACAACAAUGCUGGUAACACCAACUCCAAUGGUAAUAACAAUAAUAACCGUAACACCAACCAAAUUGUUAUUUAUGUGGUCCCUGGUGGAUAUUUGUCUCCCAAUGCACAAGUCUCUGGUUCUGUUCCCUUCACUGGUACCGUUAUUAAUGGUGUUUUAUAUGGUAACUCUCCUUCAGGGGGCAGCUUUGGAAACGUUGUGGUAAACAAUCAAGGUCAACUUCAAGUUGUUCCAGGAUCAUCAGCUACUGGAACAACUACUCCUAACUGGGUUGUUCAAAAUGGAACUAUUGUUCCUAAUGAUCAACAGGUUAUCUCUUGUAUUGAUGCUAAUGGAAACACAGUUCUUUUUUGUGACACAGCUUGUCCCAGUGGGGAACCUGCUAAGAAAGUCAAUCUUUCUGCUGAUCACAGUCUUUCACCCAUUUAA
Messenger RNA from Magnusiomyces paraingens, 750 nucleotides. RefSeq lists its product as uncharacterized. The transcript has a single exon. The coding region runs from base 1 to 750 and encodes 249 amino acids. The record is from RefSeq and is a predicted model, not a curated record. NCBI's taxonomy places the organism in Eukaryota, Fungi, Ascomycota, Dipodascomycetes, Dipodascales, Dipodascaceae.